AUGGAGUGUUCCUUUGCUACUAGCCGAAGAAGCCGCAGGAGGGGCCUGGCACUGCCGCUGCUAGCCGCCCUCUGCUUUUAUUUCGGCCCCUUUGCGUACGUCUCGCCCUCGCCCCUGCCGCGUCGUGCUGUGCUUCUAGCAGCAGCUUCUGCGCCUCUCGCGCCGCAGGUGGCCAACGCUUACGGGGGAGGAGUCAUCGAUCUUUUCUCUCUGACGAUCAGGAAGAAGGCAAAGUGCUUGCCAACGAUCGUCAGCGGCUACAAAGAGCUAUCGGAGAAAGGAGAGGUGACCGAUGAGUUCAUUGACACGAAGUUGACGAAGAUGUGGAAGCUCAUGCGGGAGUUUGCCGACGCGAAUCGGGUCCAAGCAGACGAGUAUGAUCCGAUCAUGGAGAAGUUGAAGAAGGAUGCGAAUGUCUACAAAGACUUUGCUUUGAAGAAGGACUACAAAAGAACGAUGAAGGCAUUGGACAAGUACCGGACGGACGUUCCAUUCGGCCCUGGCGUCUUCAACUGGGAUGACGACAUGGACAAACUGAUUCCUGAGUAG
This is a messenger RNA of Symbiodinium sp. CCMP2592, 549 nucleotides long. NCBI's taxonomy places the organism in Eukaryota, Dinophyceae, Suessiales, Symbiodiniaceae. The record is from the annotation of a GenBank genome assembly.